AAUUGCGCUCGACUUGCACAAAAAAAUCGCUUGUGCAUGGAUCGCAGUGCAAUGGGUGCACGAAAAGAACGGCAAAUUUCACUUUCCAACCGAAUCGUAAAUUGACAUUAGUACCAUCACCCUGAAUUCUAAUCUGUUCUAGAUCCAUUUGUGAAACUCGAUUUGAAAAUCAACAUGGCAAAACCAACACGGUUGCUUUGCAGAAAAACUGUUGCAUCAGUCAUCAACAUUCUUGCCCUUGUCUCAACCGUGGAGUCAUUAAACUCUUUACGGGGUGACGGGCAACAACUGGGCAAACACCGCGACCCAAUCGGCCACAUCGAAGUCCUAGAAACACUGCCCCCGCCCAGGGAAUUCUGGGAUCUUUAUGCCAGUCAACGCCGUCCGGUCCUGUUCAGAGGUGCGGCCCGGCAGUCUCCAGGUAUGCACCUCUGGUCGGACGACUAUCUCUUAAAAAAUUACGGCGACCUGAAAGUGAAGAUUGAGUCGAAAGCUGAGAAGGAUGACUCCCCGACAGGAGUCAAGGGACUCGGACAGGACACCAUCGAAAAUUUCCUGGCGAGUUACAUAAAGAGAAAUUCUUACAUCGUCUCGCAGUUGCCGGAUGCGAUGUCGAGGGAGGUGUCCGUUCUGCCAUUUCUGACAUGCGGGACGUUCCGGGACAGGAUCUUAGAAGCCAAUCUGUGGAUGAGCAGUGGUGGCACCAAGAGCUUACUCCACCGCGAUGCAGACAAUGCCAUCAAUUGUCUCUACGCUGGACGGAAGGACUGGAUCUUCAUCCAUCCAUCGUUUGAAGAUCGCAUCCCUAUCGCCAAGGAAGACGUAGAAGCUUAUGGCGGCUUCGCCCUCCUGGAUCCAGACAACGUUGAUCUGGAGAGAUACCCAGCGUUUGCCGAUGUCGACUGGUCCUAUGCCAACAUCAUGGCUGGAGAUUGUCUCUUCUUGCCCUAUGGUUACUGGCACCAAGUGCGCUCCUACGACAGAAACCAAGCGGUCUCCGUCCUGUUCUCCCGCCUGACUGAGGUCGACUUGAGUGGUUGCCAUGACGAUGACCUGCACUAUACCCCCCUGAGUGAGGUCAACAUGGUGUACACCUACGAUGGAUAUGGUGAUCAGACAAUGGGAGAUACUGAUCCAUUUGAACUCAAUGACACUUUGAAGGAGUGGUGUAGUUCCCUGGGAGUGUUAAACCAGCCGUUAAUGCUGACGGGACUUUUGGAGGAGUAUGGUUUAGAUGAACCAGAUGAUGAAUCUCCCAACCACAUCUUGAACAGCAAUCAUGGACAGUUUCAAGAAGACAAAGAGGACAUUAAACAAAUGCUUAUGGAAGCUACAGAGAAGAUGAUGAGAAUUUUGGACACCAACGGUGAUGGUAAGGUAUCCUGCGCUGGAGAGCUGAGCGGUCUAUCCUUGGGCACCCUGAAAACGUUGGCCAACAUCCUAGAUGGCGACAGCGCCAACACAGAGGACUAUGAGUAUGCAAGCUUCUCCCCUCAAGCUAUUAGGGAUUUCCUGAUGCAGUGCAUGGAAAGGGCCGACACCAACUCUAAUGGGGAGUUGCGCAGGGAAGAUUUCUUGGAGUUCUACCAAGCGUUUGGCGGCUCACUCAAAGGAGGGAAAGAGCUGCUUUCUAUCUUGGACAAGGAGGACAAUGGUUUCAUCUCCAGAUCAGAGCUACACAACAACAUGGAGAGAGUACUAGUGAUGUACAAUAAGAAAGCCAAGCCUGACUCAUCAAAUUUGUUAUGGGAGACAGAAAGGAAAAGAUUACACAGUGAGAGAAGGAAGACUCACGUCCACGAUGACCUGUAGUUUGAACUCCGAGCGUUUGCCGUGAAUGUUAUAAUGCGACACAAAAUUUGCUUGAAGUUCGCAUUAGCUUGAAGUAUAUGAGCCUUUAUAUCUUGGUUCUUGGCAGGUUCUUCUCCUAAAUAGUCUGCGUGGGAGUUUUAACGGGAGACCAGAAACACCGGGGCAAACCCCUUCUCUUAGCGAUAAGUGUUACUUGGUUACUUCUCCUAAUUACUCCGCGUGGGAGUUUUAACGGGAGGCCAGAAACACCAGGGCAAACCCCUUCUCUUAGUGAUAAGUGUUACUGGGUUACUUCUCCUAAUUACUCCGUGUGGGAGUUUUAACGGGAGGCCAGAGAACACUGGGGCAAACCCUUUCUCUUAGGGAUAAGUGUUAAUGGGUUCUUUUACGUGCAUUGCAUUACACAACGCACUGGACCUAUGGCUUUACGUCCCAUCCGAAGGUCAGGGAUAGUUGGGGGGGGGGGGUAUGCAGCCAGUGCCUUGCAACCCAAAGAGUAGAUUUUCAAUGAAAUGAAAAUGUUUAUCCUGAGAUGAUCUCUGAAUUAUGUCGCAACAGGGCCUCUUCUCAGGGUAACCUAUGAGAAACGAAUAACAUGCCCUAAUUAAGGAAAGUUGCAGAGAUUUUCCAUUUUAACUGAAACGACAUUCAUUAGCUUCAACUCUGUGUUAUAGGAAAGUACAUGUAGUGUGUGAAAAAAAAAACUUUUUUAUUGUACCUUACAACACACAAUAGCGUUCAUCUAUUUUCAUGCCUAUUUUCAUGCCAAUUUUAAGGUUUAAAAAAGUAAAAAUAAAAGUACAUUUAGUCUCAAUGCACUUAUUGCUUCAAUUCACGUAAAUGUUAAGAAAAAAGCUUGUAUUCUUUUUUUUUUAUAAUCUUUUUUAUAACCUUUUGUAUAGAGUUUGUUAAGAAUACCAAGUUUAUCACAUGUAUACCAAUGAAAUAUAUCAAAGAAAUGAGAUGAUUUUUGUACUAUUUUGUGACUGGAGUUUAUUUUUUAUACUUUUGAUACUGUGUAAAGAAAAGGUAAUAAAUGACACCUUUUUCGAAAAAAAAAAGGUUUCGAAUGUGCUUUUCACAUUAUGGUUCUGUCAAUCCUUUUCAACCACUUGACAACAGGAUUAUUUCGGCCAGAAAAUAAAAUUUUUGAGACGACAAAAUGUAUCGGCCAAAUUUUAAAACUAAGACUUAGUCAAAUACUGACUCUUGAGAGUCAUUAGUACAAUAUUUGUAAAAUACUUCUCAUCAUAGCUUCAGAUUUUGCAACACUCCAAGGUCUUGCCACAGAGCGAUAUUUGCUAUGACAGACUGUUUACAGUGGCUAAGUUUAACACAUGGUUUGUACAGAAACAAUGGGAACAGCUGAUGUGUUUACAUGUCCACUGCAAGAAUAUUCAAAAAUGCAAUUUUUAAAACGGCAAAUCUAUCGAACACUAUUGGAUCUUGCCCAAUUGUCACCAGUGGUGAAAGUCAAUCCACCUGCGAAGUACACAUGUACUGCAAAAUUUCAAACUUUUCUUUAAAUUGUAUUCUUAUUUUUCUGGCAUAUUUCCUACAAAUGUGAAGUGUUCUUGCAAAAUGAGACAGAACUUGGCAGAGGUCGAAAUGAGGGUCUGCAGGCAUUAGGAAAGAGACAAAAAAUUUCUUAUGACACCAUC
Messenger RNA from Patiria miniata (bat star), 3473 nucleotides. RefSeq lists its product as uncharacterized. Gene Ontology annotation, molecular function: 2-oxoglutarate-dependent dioxygenase activity; calcium ion binding. The record is from RefSeq and is a predicted model, not a curated record. The transcript has 11 exons. The coding region runs from base 175 to 1812 and encodes 545 amino acids. NCBI's taxonomy places the organism in Eukaryota, Metazoa, Echinodermata, Asteroidea, Valvatida, Asterinidae.